AUUUAAUGCUUUAAUGUUCUCUUCGCUUUGUAUAUCUUCGAUUGAGGAUGAAGUCAUAUCAUUCCUCGCUGCUUGUAAAAAUGUUUUAUCAAAAUGAAUCAUUAAAUUUCUAUAUUGAUGCAUAACAGAUGCUUCUUUAAUGAUGCUAGUUUAACCGGUCACAAAUUAAUCAAUAUCAAACAACUUAUUUUCAGCCAUUGAUCGAACUCAUCGCCUUGAAAAGCUAAGAAAUGAAUGUAUGAUAUUCAUUAACUGAGCAGAUUUCUGCAUGCUCUGCUUGAAGAAUUUCUUGGCAAUUAUUUUCAAAUUGAAGUAUGGGAUCGAAAUCCUCGGAUAAAUUCCUCAGGAAUGGUUCUGUUUCACAGGAAAAAGAGGUUUCUGCAAGUUGUGAUGUAACUGAUAUCAUAGGGGAUUACGGACCAUGGCAACGUAUGAUAUUCAUUCUGACAUGCUUACGUGGAACACCAACUGCAUUCUACAACUUAAGUACCCCAUUCUUUGCACCAAAACAAGAUGUUUGGUGCGCUCAACCACCAGGAUUAAAUUGGACUACAGCUGAGUGGCGAAAUUCUGCUAUUCCUCUUGUUGAAUAUGAUAAGAAAAUGGUGCCUAGUCGGUGCAGCAUGUAUGAAGUUAAGAUGGUAGAUGAUGAAUUUGUUCUUAAUGUAAAUAAAACUAUACCUUGUAGUGCCUGGGAAUAUGAUAAUUCAUUUUACAUCAAUACUUUAACCCAAGAAUAUGACUUGGUGUGCGACAGAGAUUGGCUAAUUUCCUACACACAAUCUAACUACAUGGCUGGCAUGAUGUGUGGAGUAUUUUUAUUUGGUCAUCUUGCUGACAGAUUCGGUCGUCAAAUAAUUCUUAACGUAUCUGUUACUUUGAUGCUUGUUGCUAGCAUUAUAACUGCCUUUGCUCCAAAUUUUACAUUUUUUAGUGUAACGAGGUUUUUAUUAGCUUUAGGUGUUGGUGGUACACAAAAUACAUCAUUUUGUUUGUUAAUGGAAGUUAUCGGUCCUAUAUAUAGGACUAGAGUUACGUUUGCAUUCUCUUUUGGUUGGUGCUUUGGUCUUCUAUUACUUCCUGGUAUGACAUAUCUAAUUAGAGAAUGGCAAUAUCAACAAUUAGCAAGUGCAGCAGUGUCUUCCAUUUUACUUAGCUAUUGGAUUUUUAUGCCUGAAUCUCCUCGAUGGUUAAUGACUCAAGGAAAAUAUGAAAAGGCUGAAAAAGUGAUGAGAUCAGCUUGUAAACGGAAUCGAUUAAAAACUAAUAAUAUGCCAGUUAUGAUGAAGCAGCUUAAAGAACGGAUUGAGAGGGAUGAGAGGAAGGAAAAUCCAAACAUUAUUGACCUUUUCAGAACUUCCAAUUUGCGUAAAAAUACAUUGUUUGUAUUUAUAUCAUAUUUUUCAGUUGCGUUUGUGUUCUAUGGACUAUCUUUAGGACAAACUACUCUGGCGGGGAAUCCUUUUCUCAACUUUUUUAUUGGCUCAGCUGUUGAACUUCCUGCCUAUUUCCUUUGUAUGCUAUUUAUUCGCUACCUAAAGAGGAAACCUUCCUUCUUAAUAUUUGAUAUUAUUGGUGGCUUAGCUUGUUUUCUUAUGAUAGAUUUAGGACAUGAAUGGUUGAGGAUAACGGCGGCCAUGGUUGGUAAACUUUGUAUUAGUGGUGCAUUUAUCAUACUUGCUAUACAUGCUGCAGAAAUAUUUCCAACUGUAGUCAGAACUGUUGGAUCUGGUACAAGUCUAAUGAUGGGAAGAAUUGGUGCAUCAGUAGCUCCAUUUGUUAAAGAAUUGGGUAUUGCUAUAGGAAAACCAGAUGAAGCACCUGCAAUUGUAUUUGGAUCAUUGUCUUUUCUGGCUGCACUUAUGAUUAUUCUGUUGCCAGAGACUUAUAAUCAGUGCUUACCUGAUACUAUUUGUGAAGCUGAAGAGUUGGGAAGUGGAUUCAAUUUAGCACAAAAAAUUGAUUCUGAUGAUCCUGAAGAAAUUAAUGAGGAAAACGAUAUCAAAUUAAGCAUGCUGAACAAUGGAAAAGAUUGCAAUGCCUGAUAUCUUCUAUGAAUAAAGCAAGAAUACUUUGUUACCAUUACCUGUAUUUAUUACAUUUUUAUUUACACACAAGUGAUAUAUUUUAUUGUUUUGUUUAUUUGAGUUGCUGUUAACAACGUUUUUACAUUUAAAUAUUUUAUCUUGCUUAGCUUAUUUGUGCAGUAUGGUUCUUGUUAAAUUGUAGUUUAAAAAAAAUUACAAUUUCUCAUCUAAGCUUCAAUUAUGUUUAUUCAGAUAUUAAAUGAUCUGGAUUUAUUAUCAGGAAUCAAUAUUAAUUAAUCAUUCAUUGAAUGAAAAAAUAAAACAUUAUUUAACUGAUUACUAAUGUUCAGAGGUGUUAAAGUCAAUUUAUGCCUGUUUGUUUUAUAAUUUGCAGUAUAAAGGUAGAAUAAUUAAUUCAGGGCAUAAAAUUUCAGUUCUAAAGAUUUUAGUUUGGCAAAAAAAUUUUACUGUCUAUUUUAAAUUUAUGAAAAAUAUGAAUAAUUUUUAAAAAAGUUGACAAGUUAAGUAUGAAGAACAAUUUCAUAACUGAAACCAUAAAGGAAUGCAGAAAUUUUAAAAUCAAAACAUAUUUAUUUUAAUAAUUUCAUAGGUAAAAUGUAGAUUGUUCUAAAUUGAAGAAAAAUGCAGUUAUCUGGUUUCAAAAAACACUUUCCACUGUGUUAAGAUAAAAUGGUGUAAGCUUAUAUAGCUUCACUAAACACAACAUUUUAAACUCGAUGCCAGCCUUAAAUAUUUGGUUGUCAAUGAAAAGCUGAUGAGUGUGAAUUUUGCGUCCUGAAUUAUUUUGUUAUAGAAUAUAUAUUGAUUAAAAUAUUCUAUGAAUUAAGAGUUUGAAAUUUACAUUCUUCAUGAGUAUUGUGUUAGCCAAUAAAAAAAAACUUUAUUUAAUUUAGCUAAUCACAAAACCAUGCAUCUCAUU
Messenger RNA from Parasteatoda tepidariorum (common house spider), 2967 nucleotides. Lineage: Eukaryota; Metazoa; Arthropoda; Arachnida; Araneae; Theridiidae. The record is from RefSeq and is a predicted model, not a curated record.